Molecule: messenger RNA, 1894 nt
Organism: Pomacea canaliculata
Lineage: Eukaryota; Metazoa; Mollusca; Gastropoda; Architaenioglossa; Ampullariidae
Product: heparanase-like
Exons: 10
Coding region: 210-1748 (512 amino acids)
Cellular component (GO): membrane; extracellular matrix
Molecular function (GO): hydrolase activity, acting on glycosyl bonds
Source: RefSeq, a predicted model, not a curated record
CCAAAGGACGUUUCGGUCAGGGUCUUCGGAUAAUUUGAACUGUUUCCCCGAUAAAAAGACCGCAGUUUUAAAAAUUGACUGAAGAUAAAAAAGACAUGCAGAAUCAGGGCUGAUAAGUUAAUGCGCUGGCAAUGAAAUAUAAGGAGCAAUAAACUUCAUAGAGGCCAUUAUUUUUUUUUAAAAAAGAGCUUGAGCAGAAAACCAUCUGGAUGCUCUGUUUGAGUAAACGGCGAAUGAAAAUAAUGAUGGCGUUGAAGGUGGCCCUCAUCAUGCUGGCUAUCCUGCCAGGUAGUCACCAGGCAGAAACGAUUCAUUUUGUACCAGCUAGCUCCUUGAAUUUGACCGUUCCAGCUGGUGCUAAGGUUAGGGAGCCUGUGACCCUUCAAGUUUCAUUGCAGCAGUCGCUCAACACCAUAGGACCACAUUUUUUGAGUGUAACUCUGGACACCCAUCUUGUGCAAACCAACUGGUCAACGUUUGACUUGAGAUCCACAAAAGUGAAAAACCUUGCCCAUGCUCUGUCACCAAGCUACCUCCGGUUUGGAGGCUCAAUGGCAGAUUCCUUGUAUUUUCAGUCUCCGCAUGGAGUGGCAGAAAAAAUCGUGCACGCUACAAAUCGUCCACUCUUUAAUAUGACAGCCAAACAGUUUGAUGACAUUAUCUUGUUUGCUCGCACGGUUGGCUGGGAUUUUAUCAUGGACCUGAAUGUACUCAAUCGCUUCCCAAACGGCUCUUGGAAUCCUACCAAUGCUCGGGAGUUUCUUCGCUAUGGAUCAGAGAAAAACUAUUCCAUUGUUGGUUUUCAGCUUGGAAAUGAGUAUGAUCUCUUCCCUGAUCACGACAACUACACCCUAUCUCCAAGUCAGAUGGCAAAGGAUGUGUCCACUCUGAAGAAUUUACUGACAGAGUUCCCUUUGUACUCUAGUUCUUUCAUUGUUGGCCCAGAGACAGCAACAAACAGAAAUAAUUUUUUCCACAGUUUUCUUGCUGAUGGUGGAGCCGCAUUGGUGAGGGCCAGUAGCCUGCAUCAUUACUACAUGAAAGGAUCAACUGCCAUUCUUAAGAAUUACACUGAUGUUGUUGUGAUGAAUCGACUUGUAGGCUUUCUGCAGUCUGCAUUGUCUCAGACCCGUUCUGUGGAACCAGAUCUUCCACUGUGGUUAACAGAGACCUCUUCAGCAUACGGGGGAGGCACACACAAUAUUAGUGACAGAUUUGUGGCAGGGUUUUUAUGGCUUGACAAGCUUGGUGUGUCAUCUAAUAUGGGUGUAAAAGUAGUCAUCCGUCAGGCUUUCUAUGGUGGUAACUACGCGCUAAUCGACACACACCUUAAUCCAAAUCCAGACUACUGGCUGACACUCCUGUUCAAGCGCCUUGUCCGUGGUCCAGUGUUCAAUGUCAAAGGAGCCAGUGAUGUGAGAAUGUAUGCAGCAUGUGCCAAUCCAGCCAGCUUUAGACAAGGAGCGCUGGUAAUCUACUUGCUGAACCCCAACAACUACUUUGUGCCCUUCAAUCUACCCCAGUUUCCUCACGAAGUGUAUCACUUAUACAUUCUGACAGCAGGGGACAGUGAUGGUCUUUUGUCAAAGUUCUCUGCAUUGAAUGGGAAGAAGCUGCAGAUGAAUGGAAAUGACCUGCCUGACUUGCCCGCUGUGACUCAGAAGCAAGGCCGAGUUAUAAUGCCACCAUAUUCUUUUGGCUUUGUGGUGUUACCUGAUGCUGAUGUAACACUUUGCCGUGAUCUUUAAAAACAGGCGCGUUUGUGUGUUUUGGUUGUUGUUUUUUUUUGUCACUGCGCUGUUACAAAAUUCCUGUACCCUUAGGAUAACCUUUGUCAUCGGCUGUCCGAGGGAUCGAGGAACCAAUUAAAACCAUUGACUUAACUUUGAAAAAG